Messenger RNA from Osmia bicornis bicornis, 4173 nucleotides. It is a transcript of the gene wts, whose product is annotated as serine/threonine-protein kinase Warts. Gene Ontology annotation, molecular function: ATP binding; protein binding; protein serine/threonine kinase activity. Gene Ontology annotation, biological process: peptidyl-serine phosphorylation; G1/S transition of mitotic cell cycle; regulation of organ growth. The record is from RefSeq and is a predicted model, not a curated record. NCBI's taxonomy places the organism in Eukaryota, Metazoa, Arthropoda, Insecta, Hymenoptera, Megachilidae. The transcript is spliced from 5 exons. Bases 294 to 3758 code for a protein of 1154 amino acids.
GUAUAUGUAUUAUAUUGAUUUGUUGAUAAAAAGAUUUAAAAAAGUUAUGAACAAUUACUUUAUACACAUUUUCUUCUAGUUUGAGAACACUUAAUUAUUAAGAUCGUAUAAAUGCAAGAAGAGAUGUAAUGAAUAUUCGAGAAGAGGCAGAGGGAAAAUGAAAAAGGAAUGAACUUGAUGAAAAUUAAAUCGAUUUGAGUGAAAUGUUCACUAUACAUAGAUGUAUGUAUACAUAUAUAUAUAUGUCACAGCCGGAUUAAAGCUAGGUCUCAGAAGGCCUAGCAUGGGCCACUAUGAAUCCACCCGCAGUUAACAAAUCGAGCACUCGUAGCUCUGGAUAUCAUCAAAAGGCUUUAGCUGAAAUUCGCAAUUCUCUAUUACCUUUUGCGAAUAUCGGAGGAACAGGAGAAGUAGGUUCUAGUGCUGCUAGUACUAUAUCUACUUUAUCCACAACCAGUGGCAUCAGUUCAGCCUCAGGACUUAGCGGUCUUUCUGCAGCUUCUGGUUCUACUAUAGAUAAAUCUGAUCAACGUCAACUGUUAGCCCAGUUAUUAACCAUGGGAUAUUCAGAGGAAAUCGCAUUACGAGCUUUGAAGUUAGCCGGCUGGCGUUUAGAUGCAGCUAUCGAAUUCUUGAAGCAGGCUCAAGGAGAAUCUCUGAACGGACUUGGUAAAUUGAACAGCAAGUUAAUAAGGAAACCCAGUUUGGAAAGAGAAUUAAGUCUACAACGUGGUAGUCCUGCGUUGGACAGCGGAGCGGGAAGUUCACGAUCCGAUAGUCCACGUUUGACGGAGCUUAGUCCACAUCCGCAGUUGAGUCGACAAUAUUCACCGAGUAAUUUUGUAGAAAGAGAACCACCUCCUCCUCCACCUCCUAGGUGCAGCUCGACACCGCCACCCCCACCACCACCUCACGCACCUUAUAACCAGCCGAAUGUACCUACUAAUAUGCAGCAGAUGCUGAAACGUAUGUCUCCCGCUCCGGUUGUUCCUACUCGACCACCUCCUACUACACCCGGUAAUACUGGACCGAUUUCAACGUCCGUUAAUCUGCCGCAAAGGGGCACGAGUCCGGUGGCUAGUUCAAACAAUAGUUCUAAUACUCGUCAACCUAUGAUCGUUCAAAAUGGUCCUCAAGUUCAACAGCAACUUUCUCAACAAAUGCAGGCUCUCAGUAUUUAUCAAGCGAACAAUAGCACUUCGAAUACUCAAGUUGAACCACCACCUCCGUAUCCAAUAGUUUCUUCAUCGUCGGCUGGUCCGGUGCAACCACCAUCUUAUAGCGCUUCUAUGCAAAACAGGCAGAGCCCUACGCAAUCUCAGCAAGAUUACCGUAAAAGUCCUUCGUCCGGUAUUUAUUCGGGUCCGACAUCAGCCGGUUCGCCGAGUCCUAUUACCGUUUCCGCUAUAUCUCCGAGUACCCAGGCAUCAAUGGCCAGACCAACUCCGUUACAGGCUUGGGGCGCGCGGCAAGCGAAAACGCAGCCGCCGAUAAUUAUGCAAUCUGUAAAGAGUACUCAAGUACAAAAACCUGUGUUGCAAACAGCAAUUGCGCCAACAUCACCUCAACCGAUUUCUACUACUAGCAAUACACCUCCGCCUCCACCUUCUUAUGCAUCUUCGAUUCAACAAAAGCAACAGCAGCAGCAACAACCGCAACAGCAGCAGCAGCAGCAACCACAGCAACAGCAGCAGCAGCAACAACAACAGCAACAGCAGCAGCAGCAACAACCACCACCACCUGCUUACCCGCCAGUAAAUAACGUUGGUACAACAUCCGCGAAUAAUAUAAACGUGGGUGUUUCUGUAGGGGUACCCACCACGGAACCGCCGAGUUAUGCAAUAACGAUGCAGGUAUUAGCAGCGCAACGCGGCAUGCAUCAUCCUGUUCCUCCACCUCCGUACGGUACAGCGAACACGGAAGAUUCAAGCGGAAUAUCAACGAUGGAGAACAACGCGUCCCUUAGAUCGUCUCCGGUCGCUCUUCACCCUCCGUUACAAAGAAAAUAUUCGCCUGCGGAUGGUUGCCAGCAUUCGACAGAAACUCCACCUUUGCCUCCGGUGGCAUCGACUUCUGUCCAAACAAGAAGUAACAGCUGUAAUAAUAACGGCAGUAACAAUAAUAAUAACAACAGCAACAGUAAUCCAAGUGGAAACAAUAAUAACCAUAGUAAUAAUAAUAACAACAACAACAAUAAUAAUAAUAACAACAACAAUCAUUCACCGGAUAACAAUGGGGCAAAGGGUAAUUCACCUUCGUCUUAUAAGAUCAAGCAUCAAUCUCCGAUACCAGAACGCAAGCAUAUGAGCAAAGAGAAAGAAGAAGAGCGUAGAGAUUGCAAAGUUCGUAAUUACUCUCCUCAGGCUUUUAAAUUUUUCAUGGAACAACACGUUGAAAACGUGUUAAAAUCUCAUAAGCAACGAUUGUAUCGGCGGCUUCAACUGGAAACAGAAAUGGCUAAGAUAGGUCUUAGCGCUGAGGCUCAGUGUCAAAUGAGGAAAAUGUUGUCGCAGAAGGAAUCGAAUUACAUUAGAUUGAAACGUGCGAAGAUGGAUAAAUCGAUGUUCACGAAAAUUAAACCAAUCGGGGUCGGUGCUUUCGGUGAAGUGACGCUUGUCAGAAAACUGGACACCAACCAGUUUUAUGCGAUGAAAACUUUAAGAAAAGCGGACGUGUUAAAUCGCAAUCAAGUUGCGCAUGUUAAAGCUGAAAGAGAUAUACUGGCAGAGGCUGAUAACGAAUGGGUGGUAAAGCUCUAUUAUUCCUUUCAAGACAAGGACAAUUUAUAUUUCGUAAUGGAUUACAUACCUGGCGGUGACCUGAUGUCCUUGCUUAUAAAGUUUGGGAUUUUCAAGGAACCAUUGGCAAGAUUUUAUAUCGCCGAGCUAACGUGCGCCGUUGAAAGUGUUCAUAAGAUGGGUUUUAUUCAUCGAGAUAUUAAGCCGGAUAAUAUUUUAAUUGAUCGAGACGGGCACAUCAAAUUGACAGAUUUUGGGCUGUGUACAGGAUUUCGCUGGACCCACAAUUCAAAAUAUUAUCAACAAAACGGUCAUGGGAAGCAAGAUUCGAUGGAUCCUGCCGACGAUUGGAACAACGAAUGUCGCUGUAUGCAAUUGAAGCCUUUGGAACGUAGAAGGCACAGGGAACAUCAGAGGUGUUUAGCUCAUUCUUUAGUUGGGACACCAAACUAUAUUGCACCGGAAGUUUUACAAAGGACAGGAUACACUCAGUUAUGUGAUUGGUGGAGUGUUGGUGUAAUUUUGUACGAAAUGUUAGUUGGUUCCCCACCGUUUCUUGCCAAUACUCCAGCCGAGACACAAUACAAGGUAAUUAACUGGGAGACAACUCUGCACAUCCCGAAACAAGCGAACCUAUCAGCGGAAGGUAUGGAUUUGAUAUUAAAGCUGUGCGUUGGCGCAGAUCGUCGGUUAGGUAAGAAUGCGGACGAAGUGAAAAAUCAUCCAUUCUUUGCGAGUAUUGACUUUGAGAAAGGAUUGCGUCGGCAAGUAGCUCCUCAUAUACCCCGGAUACAAUAUCCUACCGAUACCAGUAACUUCGAUCCCGUGGAUCCUGAUAAAUUAAGGAAUUCAGAAUCUUCCGACUCUAACAAGUCAAACGAAUUAUUGGAUAACGGAAAACCAUUUCACGGUUUCUUUGAAUUCACAUUUAGACGCUUCUUUGACGAUGGUGGUGGUCCUGCGUAUCCUAGUCGAAUAAGUUUGGACGAUAACGAUAAUCAAGGUCCUGUUUACGUAUGACAGUAGGUUUAUAAGUUUUAUUCGCACUCAAGUUGAUGCAGUGUUUCACGUUCGAUCAGAUAAUCUUUGUAAAUAUUGUUCGAAAAAAUAUUUGUUCAGAAUCGAUGAGUAGUAAUAGUAGUUAGAGUAAUAUGAAUUGGACAAAUUUUUUUUUGUUAAAUCUUCAAUGAAUGUAUGUAUCGUACUACCUAUUAUAUUAUACAAACUGAGAAAAGCGACGAUAACACAGAAACCCUCGCGUUUGUUCCUUAAUUUCGAUAAAUUAUCAUAUCUGUUGUUUCGUAACUUGUUUUCCUUUGUUUUUUCCUAUUCUUCUUCUUACUUGUUUUAUAAAUUCAAAUUGUUAGAGUCACUUGUCCGAAGAUUCAAUUUUCUUUCAUUUUUUUUUCUUCUUUUUUUUUUCUUUUAAUCAAGU